GAUUACUAUAUAUACCAAUCAGGGAAGCAGCUCAUCGGCACAGAUAUAAACAUGGCUCUGAAAUUGCCUUGUGCCCUUGGAAGGGUAUUAUAUCGACAGCACCUUUCUCCUAAACAUCUUGUCAAGCCAGUUAUUACAAGGGAGUUUCACAUAACCCCAAAGCUGGGGACUGUGGUUGGUAUGAAGUAUGCAACACCGGAAAUAAAGCAAAUGCUUGUUCGCAUGAAGUUUUUCAAAAAAGUUGAGCAUGUACCAGAUUUUGUUGGGUCUGGCCUGGUGUCCCUGGCAAACGACUAUUUUCGAGUGAAGAUGUCUAUGAGUAUCAUGAAUGUACUGUUUUUGACCGUUUAUACAAUGUUUUUUUGGGUUAGAAGGAAAAAAAGUAAACAAUUUGAGGAACGGACUAACACAAAAUAUGAAGCUCACAGAACGAGAGAAAUUGAAAAAAAAAAAUGAUGCAUCAACACCAUAAUUAUUAUCACAUCUGCAUAUUGUAAAUUAUUGUGAGAUACUAUAUUUUGUUGUGAUUAAAAUACAUUUUCAUCUGCUCUUAUUAAAAUGCUAUUUGUCUUUCCAAAA
Messenger RNA from Mizuhopecten yessoensis (Yesso scallop), 579 nucleotides. RefSeq lists its product as uncharacterized. The record is from RefSeq and is a predicted model, not a curated record. NCBI's taxonomy places the organism in Eukaryota, Metazoa, Mollusca, Bivalvia, Pectinida, Pectinidae. The coding region runs from base 52 to 456 and encodes 134 amino acids. The transcript has 3 exons.